Molecule: messenger RNA, 339 nt
Organism: Mesocestoides corti
Lineage: Eukaryota; Metazoa; Platyhelminthes; Cestoda; Cyclophyllidea; Mesocestoididae
Source: the annotation of a GenBank genome assembly
AUGGACGACGUUGCCGUCGAGGAGACAACAUUUGUAGUUGAUGAAGUGACCAACAUUGUAAAAGAAAGCAUCGAAAAUAACAUUGGUUCCAGUACUUAUGUUCAUGAUAAGGUUCCCCAAUGGACUUCAACGAUCGUCGAACAAAUUUUGAAUCAGUUGACCAAGCUCGGAAAACCUUUUAAAUACAUUGUAACGUGCGUAAUCAUGCAGAAAUGUGGAGCUGGUUUGCAUACUGCAAGUUCAUGUUACUGGGAUAAUUCUACCGAUGGUAGUUGUACUGUAAAAUGGGAGAACAAAUCAAUGUACUUUAUUGUUACUGUUUUUGGUUUGGCCAUAUAA